Messenger RNA from Cheilinus undulatus (humphead wrasse), 5938 nucleotides. It is a transcript of the gene crispld2, whose product is annotated as cysteine-rich secretory protein LCCL domain containing 2. Gene Ontology annotation, cellular component: extracellular region. NCBI's taxonomy places the organism in Eukaryota, Metazoa, Chordata, Actinopteri, Labriformes, Labridae. The transcript has 17 exons. Bases 2767 to 4341 code for a protein of 524 amino acids. The record is from RefSeq and is a predicted model, not a curated record.
CACAAGAUUUGUAGCAGAAGGGAAGUGUUGUCCAAGUACCUGGACUGGUGACAGUGUGGCCAGUUUGAUUAUUGUCCUUUUCCAUUGUGUCCUGAUAAUGUUCUUCUCUAUGGACUGUGGCCACCUUUGUGAGCAUCCCUGCAGGGCAUCUGAGUAGGAUAGCAGAUGCAUGAUGGGCCAGACUUCCUGGUAAAUAUGUAUUUUUCUUCCUUCAUAACUGGCAAAAAUCUUGUGGGAAGAAAAUCUGUCCGACACUUCAGUUUUCUGGCAUUCCAUCAGAGUGGCCAUGUUUUUGUAAACAUCUGAGAUGUUUCAGACGGAAAUCAAGUUCAUGAUGGAAUAAAAUGUGAACUAUUUGGGCCAAAACGCAGCAAGCUGUCAGCAGGGUUGCAAGCUGCUGUAAUGGAGCCAUCAAUGCCUUUGAAUUCCUUAGGGGAGCUUUUCGAGUGAGGCUGGAACUUUGGUGACUUACAGGAACUUUAAAGAUUAAAUCCACACCAGUAAAUCUGACAGUGAAUAUCCUUUUAUCAAAUUUUUAAUCCAUUUUUUGAUCAUUUCUGCUGCUAGCAGCUAAUGCCUAAUACUAUAUUGUUUUCCCAGAAUGCUCUGUGAUGGGCUGUCAACCAAUUGCAGGUUGUUCCGUCAUUGUUUCAUGCUUUAUCAAACUGCAAAUGCCUUAACUCUUAGGUCAUUUUUAGAUGUGAUAGUCCGGGGGACUCGGUCCGUUUUGGAACAGAAAUUGCAACAUUGUUGCACUUUCCUUUGAUUUGAUUUGCAUUCGCACUGCUCUUGGUCAAACGGACCAAACUGUCUGAACACCUACAACCUCUGCCCAUUUGGAGCGCUGUCGUCACAAACAAACGUUGACCAAGAAGAAAGAAAGCGUUGAAGAAAACGAAACCGGAAAUCCAUCUCCUUCCGUCUGUCUUCUUUUCCACAUAAACAAUGAAAAAACACAGCAUUUACACCAUCUUGGGGUUUCUGCUUUUGCACUGGGUCAUUACGAGCAACCAGCGAGGUGGUGAGCUAUCCAGCAUGUCAUUCUUUACACGAGACGAAUAAAUCAGCACCGACUACGACGUGUUGCUAUGGCUACACAGACGCCAAGCGAGGUUGGUCUGCUUUGCUUUCACACCUCAAACAAACCGCACCAGGGUUUUUUUGGAAGUGGACCGAGACCUGUUUUCAAGCUGACCACAAUCCGCUUGUUUGGUCCGCACCAAAGUACGUGUGAGCUUUCACACCACUCCAAGCGAACCGGACUAUCCAGGAAAACAGACCAGAGUUCGUUCAAAGAGGACUAAACAGCUCUGGUGUGAAUGCGCCCUUAGAUGCCUGAUUAGCUAAUAAAGGAGAGCCAGAGAGCCGGUGAUGUGGCCCUCUGUGUCACUGCAGACAGGAACUGCUUUGAAUAAUGGCACAAAUAGAGCCAAUACAAAGAGGCACAAAGACUUUUUUGUGAAUAUGUGAACAUUUUAAGGACUUUUUGUCACAGAAUGAUUGUUCUUUCACUUUUGGGUCCCAAGAAAUGGGUAAACAAGUUUGUGCAAUAAGAACCCUCAGUUGUUAUUGUUUACUGUGUGACACGCAUAAAAAUCUUAUUGUGGAGACGUGAGGAUAAAACAUGAAAAUGAAUUGUCAUGGUUGUGUUAUAUGUUGACCUAUAAGAGCUUCUGUCCAUCAGUGUCUUAAAUACUGGUCAUAUGAGCCAUCAGUGAACAUGAGUGAAAAAAUACAUUGGCUGUAGAAGACAUUAUAAAUCAGAACCAUAGUCUGAACAAAGGGGGCGCCAAAAUGAGCACAAACUGAAAGUUCCUCAUGGGAGCUUGAAAAGCCAUUUGUAGAAGAAGAAAAAAAAAAGUUUACGUGUGUUGUUCACUUAUUUCUAGAGAUACAGGCAUAAUCCAUACAGGAACAAAUAAAAGUUUACAGUUUAUUUAAAAUAACGUUUCAACUACAGAAAAAAGCUAUUGUUAUUAGAGCAAUAAAGCAAAGCGAGCAUUUAUAGUUAGCGAUAAAUAAAUGGUAAAUAUCAGUUACAUUUCUUUUCUGACAGUGUAUGAUUUUUCAUGGUUCAUAAAUCAAGGCACUAGUUAGCCUUUUUCAUGAUGUCUUCCUGGAAAGUGGUGCCUAAAAGUUGUGGGAAAUAAUUUCGAGACAUAAUGUUGACCUAAAAAUGAAUUAGGAGUCUUUAUUUUUGUUUAGUUUUGUCUUGCUCUGCUGGGGAGUUUGACGCAUGUCUGUGGUUAAAAACGAUGAUACAUAUCUUGGUUAGAACUGUAUCAUAUUUUAUUGGGGUGAUGUGCCGCUGACUCUCCUGACAGACCGCUGAUUUACAGUAUUUGUAAGACGUCCUCGUGACAUCAUCAGCCUGCUCGUCAUCGUGCGCACUCUGCGCGCGCUCCGUGCCAAGAACACAGCCUACUUCAGGGAGGCUGGCGAGUGUGGGAGAGGAGAGGAGAGGGGGGUGUGGAGGGAGAGUUAGGAGGUUUUUUUUCCCCUUCUGGUCCAGGUCCUGAGGGGUCUCCUUCUCUAUAUAAGGCGCUGUGAGUCGCUCUGGAGUUACACAGCUCCUAUGUGCUUCAGGAAGUCUUCUAGCCAGCAGCAGCCGGGAGAACUCACAGGGAGUAAGAGAGCUCUAGAGGAAACUGCUACAAAAGAUUGAAGCUACAGGAUAACUGAGAGUUAAAGGUUGCGUCUGAAUCUCCGAGGAUCAGCUCUCUGCCGUUGUCUGAAAGUCAAAUCUCAGAUAGCUGAAGUGUCAGAAUGACCUACGCCGUCAUGACCUGGCUGUCUGUCCUUUCCCUCUCCCUCCUGCUGGUAUGUGUCAGGGACUCAGCCUCCCUCUUCCUGCCUGACUCCAAGGAGCUCAGGCAGCUGCUGAGCCGCUAUGAAGAGGAAGCGGACCAAAACGGCAACAGUGACACGGCUGGCAACAGGACCAGACGAGCCAUCCGGUGGUCAGACCGUGAGGAGAUCCUGCAGCUGCACAAUAAGCUGAGGGGAGGCGUCUACCCCACUGCCUCAAAUAUGGAGUUCAUGGUCUGGGAUGAUGAGUUGGAGCGGAGUGCCACUCACUGGUCAGAGCAGUGUCACUGGGACCAUGGGCCUCAGGACCUGCUCCCAUCUAUUGGACAAAACCUGGCUGUGCACUGGGGAAGAUACCGCCCUCCUAGCUUCCAUGUUCAAGCCUGGUACGAUGAAGUGAAAGACUACACCUACCCCUAUCCCCAUGAGUGCAACCCUUGGUGUCCAGAACGCUGCUCAGGGCCCAUGUGCACCCAUUACACCCAGCUGGUCUGGGCCACCACAAACCGAGUAGGCUGUGCCGUGCACACGUGUCCGAGGAUGGACGUGUGGGGAGAAAUAUGGGAGAACGCCAUUUACCUUGUGUGCAAUUAUUCCCCAAAAGGCAACUGGAUCGGUGAGGCUCCUUACCAGCAUGGCCGCCCUUGUUCCCAGUGUCCCCCCAGCUACGGAGGAGGAUGCAGGAAUAAUUUGUGCUUCAAAGAUUCUGAGCAUUCAGAGACGGAGGACAUGAACGAGGUAGAGAAGCCUCAGGUUCCACUGCCACCUCGUACCACCGCCAAACCUGCUCCCAAACCUAAACCGUCCCCUCCAAAGAAACCAGCAUCCAAACCCUCCAGUCCUAAACCCAGCACACCCAGGGUGCCAUCAUCAAAGACUCCCAGCAGCACCUUUCUUGCUCAGAACAUUAAAUGUGAGACGCGGCUGCGAGAUAAAUGUAGAGGUGCAACCUGCAACAGAUACAAGUGCCCUGCUAACUGUGCUAAUAAGAAAGGAAAGGUUUGGGGAACUCUCUUUUAUGAUGUGCAAUCAAGUAUUUGCCGAGCUGCAAUUCAUUUUGGUGUGAUCGACAACAAUGGAGGAGUGGUCGACGUCACAAGGAUGGACAAGUUCCCAUUUUUUGUAAAAGCCACAAAGAAUGGCAUCGAGUCUCUUAGUAAAUACAAACCUGGCAAUGCCUUUGUGGUGGCCAAAGUGGAAGAAAUGACUGCUGACUGCUACACCACAGUGGCUGAAAUCUGUCCUUACAAAAAGCCCAACACAAACUGUCCUAGAAUCUUCUGCCCAGACAACUGCAAGACUCAGCCUUCUUAUUGGUCGCCUGUGAUUGGGAACAACAUCUACGCAGAGGGCUCCAGUAUCUGUAAAGCAGCCAUCCAUGCAGGGGUACUCAAACCUGACGGUGGUCUAGUGGAUGUUCUUCCACUGGACAAAAGAAAGAGUUACGUUGGAGUUCUGAAAAAUGGCAUCCAGUCUGAGAGCAAGAGCAACUUGGAGGGAGGAUCUUUCCGAGUUUUUACUGUGAGGGUGUGAGACUCCUUUCAGAAAUCCAAAGACCAACAGAGUCACCUCAGCUGCUCCUGAAGGACACAAAGUGCCCACAGGCUGGACAACAUGGCUGUUCCUCUGUCUCUGUGGCUCCACCUUCAGUGGAAACAGAGCAUCCCAACAGGCUGAUGGACACAAAUCCCACCCUCCUUUGUUUAUAACUAGUUGCCAACUUGUAGUUGUUGCCCAAUACUUGGAUGGACUUCAUUUCCCCCCUUUUUUGACUCUACAUAUGGAUAUUUCUUAUAACUUACCUUAUCUGUGAAUACAGAAUGUUCAGACAUAUUAUGAUGCAUUACACACCUGGUGCUGCAAAAUGACAAAAAGUAUUAUGUUUACAUCAAUGUUCCUAUAACAAAUAUAAUUGCUUUUCAUGCACAGGAAUGUAAACUGAUCACACUGUUUUUAAUCAUUGUGUACAGAAUAUAUGAUUUUAUUUGACUGGGUAUGAUGUAUUUACAUUUUUGAUUAUCCUCAUGUUUUUUCUGCUCACCUGGAUAAUACCCAGUUUAGCUGAUUAUUAUUUAGGCCUAACCUGAGUCUAAACUGUGUUAAUAGGUUAAAAGGUGUGCUCAUUGUGGAGUGAUGUGUUCGGGUUGACCCAGACACAAAGGAUUAGAAACAGUUUGGUAAGUAGAAGUAUAGAGAAGCAGCAGGCACUGCUGUAGUUAGAUAAUGUGUCUCCCUCACUGGCUGACACGUGGAGGUGAAUCAGAGAAAUUGGUACAUUGAUAAGUUGCUGUAAUUUGAGGGUCCUUAGAGCAGUGGAGAUAUUGUAGAUAUAUGAAACAACAUUAACAGACAGUAGAUGUGUUUAACGUAACAAGAGGUCAUUUUGUGAUAUUAUAUUUAUUAUUGCCUUAUGCUUUUCUUUUCUUCUCAUUUCUAUUGACUCUUCAUAAUGAAUGAAAUUCUACAUUUUCUUCCCGCUCCCCCACCUAAGACAAAUGAAUGUGUCACAUGAUUUGAUGUUUCAUGUUUUAUGCAAGUCGGUGAGUAAAUUAACAGAUCCCAGCAUCAAGCUGAAUGUUAAUGCAUAAUAUACACACUUAAGUCUAUCACUAUAUUGGUUCUGCUGCCAUUUUACAGCCCUGAUUUAGAAACUUUACUUUUAUUUUUUACUGUUUACACUUGUUGUGAUUUAUUUAUCUUCGUCUUAUCAUCUCUGCUAUGUCACCUUAAUAUAAGGAAAACCCAGUCUGUUAUUUAGGAAUGUGUGGCCAAGCUAGAUUCCUAAAUAAAACAGAGUACCAGUAAAUCUUGCUGUUAAUGUCUUAGUAAUCUGGCCAACAAAAAUAUUUUUAUGAAAUCUCUUCCUGUAUGAUAAUGGAACUUUAUCCUUUACUCUACCUCAGUCCUAUCGCUAUGCUGUGCAUUUAGGCCUUGACUUCAUGGGUAUUUGUAUGGGAAAUGUUACAGAUUUUGUAAAAUUAUGGAAAAUGUAAAUACUAGGAUUUUUUACUAGAACAAUCUGUCAUUCAGUAGAUAUGUAUAAAUGUGCUUUUUUGUGUUUAUACAGGUGUAGGAUUGGUUCCAUGUUGUUUUGCACAAUUUGAAAAUAAAGUAUGAUUUACAAAAGCAA